AAAAAUACUUUGCAUCUAAAUUCUAUCUUAUUAUAAUAGCAGUAAAGAUGUUCAAUUGUAUACUUGAGCGUGUAACGUAUAGAAAAUAGUCCGAAUAGUCUCAUUCGUAGUAAAAAAUGACGACACUAGGGAAAUAUUUUUAAUUGGUCAAAACAAAGGGAAAGACCAGUGAAGACGCAUGAAUGGACUGCGUUGCGUUACGUAGUGUGUUAAAACUAGGCGACCGCCCCACCAGACUUUAAUUGUGCCACAGAAACAGUUAAAAGUUCUAGUUAAUGUGAUUAUAGUGCUCAACAAUGGCUGCAGCGUUCGACUCGCCCAAAUACCACAACAGUUUAAUUUGCUGCAGCCCACGAACGGCGGACGCUUACUCGAAAUCAUCCUCGUCGACCUCGGGUUGUGUCUCUGCUGAUGAAAGCUACGAUUCCUUAAAUCAAGUACCGAAAACGAUAGCGAUUAAAAAACUAAAGAUCCACAGCACAGCAACGAAGGAAGAAGUCGAAAAGGCGAUAAAACAGUGCAAGGAACUAAUUUUAAACAGCCAACAGUGCUCCGAUGAGCGUAAAUGGCUGGUUAGAUAUCUAGUCGAACUGCGAUUACGUUUAGAAGAUAUUAAGGAUACUGACGGACAACCUAGAUUAGGCGUAUGUAUAAAAGGUCACCAUUUUAAGCAACAAACGACGCCUCAGAACAGAAAACAGUACUGCGACCAUUGCAGUGGUGUAAUAUGGAGUAUUGUACAAAGCUCAUACAUUUGCAGCGACUGUGGGUAUUUAAGUCAUUACAAAUGUGUAGACUACAUUUGCAGGGUUUGUGCGCAUGUUGUUAUGACUGACAGGGGGCAGUUAGAGAUGGAUAUCUGUCCGGAAAAAGGUUUAGCAACUCAAGACUAUAAAUGUGCGGAAUGUGCAACCGCGCUCACAUUUAAAGACGCUUGGAACGAGCCAAGGCUAUGUGACUACACUGGCUUGUAUUUCUGCGCAACUUGCCAUUGGAAUGAUCAAUCAGCGAUACCUGCUAGAGUUGUACACAAUUGGGACUGGGACAAGCAUUAUGUAUCACGUCUCGCCUUCCAGAUGUUAAAUCUAGCUUGGAAUCUGCCUUACAUAGAUAUAGAGAGCAUUAAUCCGAAGCUGUUCAACUUUAUAGCGGAACUUGAAUGGGUGCAUAAGAUGCGGAAAGACCUUGAGUGGAUGAGGAGAUACUUAUGUGCCUGUUCAGAAGGCUCCGCUCUUCUUUCACCGUUAUUUAUGCAGCUAGGAGAUAUAAAUAAGAAGUACAGUAUGGCACAUUUGCAAGCAAUUAAUGAUGGGACUCUAGAAACGCAACUAACAGAGUUGACGGAAGUCUGCCGCACUCACAUAACCAACUGCAGUUUAUGCUCAGGGAAGGGCUAUUUAUGUGAAAUAUGUAGUAACAAUGAGAUUCUCUAUCCGUUUGACAGCGGGGCCAUAAUGUGUAACAAAUGUAACACCAUGCUUCACCGAGUCUGCUGGCUCCGCAAGGGACAGAAGUGCCCCAAAUGUGUCCGUUUAGACGAACGUAAAAAACUACAUGUAGUUACCGACGAAGCUGACACAACCGCUGAACAUGAAUAUGACAUAGACAAAUUCGUUGAAUGAUUUGACAUUAACAUUUUAUUUUGUACAUUAUUUUGCCAAACUAACAUUUAUUAAGUCAUUGGACUUGCAAAACAUACAUAGAAUUUUGUAAUAUAACAUUAAUUAAUGGUGCUGUACAUUUUAGCAAUAAAAUAUGUUCAUAGCUUUAAAUAAAUGGCGUAAUUAAUUAUAAAAAGAGGUUCACAAUUUGGCAUUACUCGCAAUUUUAGCUUCCUCAAAUAUAGUUUAGACUAAAAUAUUAACUC
Molecule: messenger RNA, 1867 nt
Organism: Cydia amplana
Lineage: Eukaryota; Metazoa; Arthropoda; Insecta; Lepidoptera; Tortricidae
Gene: DEF8
Product: differentially expressed in FDCP 8 homolog
Exons: 1
Coding region: 297-1622 (441 amino acids)
Source: RefSeq, a predicted model, not a curated record